This is a messenger RNA of Cryphonectria parasitica EP155, 753 nucleotides long. RefSeq names its product dienelactone hydrolase family protein. The transcript has 4 exons. The record is from RefSeq and is a predicted model, not a curated record. Bases 1 to 753 code for a protein of 250 amino acids. Gene Ontology annotation, molecular function: hydrolase activity. Lineage: Eukaryota; Fungi; Ascomycota; Sordariomycetes; Diaporthales; Cryphonectriaceae.
AUGAGCAUUGAAUCUUGUUGCCUGCAAGGCUUUGCAUGGGGUGCAGAACCAUGUGGCAGUAUCGGAAGUCUGGCCGAUCUCAAGACAUAUAUCACUGGCACAAGUGAUACAGCUGCAGUCCUGAUUAUCCAUGAUCUCUUUGGUUGGGAGUUCCGAAAUACGCGCCUGCUUGCAGACCAUUAUGCAGCAGAGGCCGGCGUGACGGUUUACGUGCCUGACUUUUUCGACGGCGAGAUCCUACCCAUCCAAGCGAUGUUGAAAGAUGAGUGGUACAAAGUUGAUGUGGCCGGGUUUAUGCAGACAAAUGGACGAAAAGCCAGAGAGCCAGGAGUCUUUGCCUGUGCAAGGGUAUUGCGAGACAAGUACAAACACGUAGGAGCCGUCGGCUUCUGCUACGGCGGAUGGGCCGCCUUCCGGCUCGGGUCCCGAGAGCAUCAGCAUUCACCUCUGGUAGACUGCAUUUCUGUCGGCCAUCCGUCACUCCUUGCGAAAGAUGACAUCGACCAGGUUGCCGUCCCGCUUCAGGUCCUCGCGCCGGAGCAUGAUCCCGCGUAUACGGCCGAGCUCAAGGCUUAUACUUUCGAAACGGUGACGAGGCUGGGGAUCCCGUUUGUUUAUCGUCAUUUCCCUGGCGUUGCCCACGGUUGCCUUGUACGUGGUGAAGAGAACAAACCCCACGAGCGGGAGGCCUUGGUCAAGGGGAAGAAUGCUGUUGUUGGUUGGCUGAAGGAAUACUUACAUGAAAGGACUUGA